Molecule: messenger RNA, 2336 nt
Organism: Dicentrarchus labrax (European seabass)
Lineage: Eukaryota; Metazoa; Chordata; Actinopteri; Moronidae
Gene: kcnj6
Product: potassium inwardly rectifying channel subfamily J member 6
Exons: 4
Coding region: 343-1587 (414 amino acids)
Biological process (GO): potassium ion import across plasma membrane; regulation of monoatomic ion transmembrane transport
Cellular component (GO): plasma membrane
Molecular function (GO): G-protein activated inward rectifier potassium channel activity
Source: RefSeq, a predicted model, not a curated record
CCCAGCUGAGGGGUGGAGGCUGACGGCCGAUGCCUUGUUUCCAGCGGAGAGGGAUGGAGGAAGGAAGCAGGGAGUUAGUCAGUGGCUGUCCUCCUUCACUCGGGGUUGCUUUUCUUUUUUUUUUGCUUCCGCACUUGAUGAUCCUCCUUCCUCAUUUUCAUGGCGACACAUCAUCAUCAGCUUUAAAGAUGACCCGGAGAGCCAUUGAUCUGCUGCACGAGGUCUCGUUGAGAAUGAUAAUCUGACAGCAAGCAGUGCUGCUGUAGUGGAGACCAGGACCAGGACCAGGACCCGGAGUCCAGACCCAAAAGGCAGCCAGGCUUGAAUCCACCUACGAACCCCAUGGAGCAGGAUGUGGAGAGCCCGGCCAUCAUCAGACCGCCCAAGCUGCCGAAGCAGGCCCGCGAGGACCUGCCGAAACAGCUGGCGAAAGUGGACCGAAAGAAGAAGAUCCAGCGGUACGUCCAGAAAGAUGGGAAGUGCAACGUCCAUCACGGGAACGUUCGGGAGAGGUACCGCUACCUGACGGACAUUUUCACCACGCUGGUGGAUCUGAAGUGGAGGUUCAACCUCUUCAUCUUCGUGCUGGUGUACACGGUGACGUGGCUCUUCUUCGGCUUCAUGUGGUGGCUUAUCGCGUACCUUCGCGGCGAUCUGGACCACAUAGCGGACAAUCAGUGGACUCCGUGCGUCAAUAACCUCAACGGGUUCGUAUCAGCCUUUCUGUUCUCCAUCGAGACCGAGACAACCAUCGGUUACGGAUACCGAGUCAUCACGGACAAAUGCCCCGAGGGGAUACUUCUGCUUCUAAUUCAGUCAGUGCUGGGAUCCAUCGUGAACGCCUUCAUGGUGGGUUGCAUGUUCGUUAAGAUCUCGCAGCCUAAGAAGCGAGCUGAGACACUAGUGUUUUCCACCAACGCGGUCAUCUCCAUGAGAGACGGGCGGCUGUGCCUGAUGUUCAGAGUCGGAGACCUCAGAAACUCGCACAUCGUGGAGGCGUCGAUCAGGGCCAAGCUCAUCAAGUCUAAGCAGACCAAGGAAGGGGAGUUCAUCCCUUUGAACCAGACGGACAUUAAUGUGGGUUACAACACGGGAGACGACCGGCUCUUCCUGGUGUCGCCGCUCAUCAUCUGCCACGAGAUUAAUCAGAGCAGCCCCUUCUGGGAGAUCUCGCAAGCCCACCUGGCCAAGGAGGAUCUGGAGAUUGUGGUGAUCCUGGAGGGGAUGGUGGAGGCCACAGGGAUGACGUGCCAGGCGAGGAGUUCGUACGUCAGCAGCGAGAUCAAGUGGGGCUACCGCUUCACGCCGGUCCUGACGCUGGAGGACGGCUUCUACGAGGUGGACUACAACAGCUUCCACGACAUCUACGAGACCAACACCCCGCCCUGCAGCGCCAAAGAGCUCGCUGACAUGUUCAACCGCAGCCGCCUGCCCCUAACCUGGUCGCUGGCCAGCAAGCUGAGCCAGCAGGGACUGCCAGAGUCUGAGCAGGAGGGCCAGGAGACCAAGACCGGACCGGACGAGAAGGGGAAGCAGACGGAGAGGAACGGGGACAUUGCCAACGCAGAGAGCGAGUCCAAAGUGUGAGACGUUUGAGGUACCGAAUGAGGACCAAUGAGCACAGUAGACCAAGUAUUCCUGCACCAAGAACCGCUUUUUAUCUCAGUGAUUCUCCCCCGAAAAACAAACUACAACAACCGUGUGGACAUGUGGCCCGCCGCUGAACUGAAACCCUCCGCGGCCGAAGUGCAUGUUUCAAAUAUAAUGUGAUGUCCUCCUGAUGAGAUUCCUAUUAUUUUUUCUAUUAAGAUAUUCCUAGGGGCAUUUGCAUAAGUAUUUUUGUACAUACUAUAAAACGUUUUGAAUUCUUUGUUUUGUUGCGUUGUGAAUAUUUGAAGAUGUUUGAUACUGAUACCUUCUAUAGGUUAGUUCUGUAUAUAUAUAUAUUCUCUGCCUUACUGUAUGUAUAAAGCUUUCAUUAUUUGUUUUUCAGGAACUAUAUUAGCAUGUAUAAACAUUACCGGCGGUUAAUUUAUCUUGUACUUGUUGUAUAUACUGUAUGAUGAUAACGUUAUAAGGAAACACGUACACAUCUCAAUGGAUGCAAACUCUAGUUUAAACCAAUGACAAAUACUUCCCCGAAUGAUAAGGUAGUGCUACGAUACGAUUCCCCUCGAGAAGCCAUGACCCUGCCGUUCGCAGCCGACUGACUUCCGACAACGGCCCUUUAAAAACUGCAUUUCGUCACUUUUGCACAUCGGAGGUGGAGCGAGUUAGUCGCUGUUUCACAUGUCACCGAACAGUAUCAGAAAUAAUAAACAGAAAAUUACAUAAAA